AUGACGAUGUCUAGAGAGCUCCAAGAGGCGAUAGAUGGCUUCUUCCUAGCAGCUGAAUACGGUCGCUCCGACGUCAUUAAAGCACUAGCUGAUCACAGUCGUGGUAGACUGUCAUUAGGCGAUGUGGUGGAUCCCGUGACCGGUCGCUCGCCUUUGCAUGUGGCUGUAGCAAACGGCAAGAAGGACGCACUUCGAGUUCUUUUAUCCAGUGGCUUUCCCCCGGAUCAUCAGAGCAAGAAAAAGCAACAGGAAGAUAAUAGAAACUUAUCUGCAUAUGGAUUAGCUCAAGAUCUACAGGCUCAGGAUUUAUUGUUGGUGUUCCACCAGUUUCUGAUCCAACAAGUAGCUGCCAACAAUGUUAAUAGUGUGAAUCAAUUGCUUGUAGCAGGAGUGGAUGUAAGCAUUACAGAUGCAACUACAGGAGGAUCAUUACUGCAUUGGGCGGUGUCAUGUCAAGCUGUGGACGUGAUGAAGGAUUUGUUGGAGAAAGAAGAUGUGAAGAAAUUGAAGCUAGUAGAUGCGCGCAAUAGAGAAGGUGCUACGCCGCUACACUUGGCUUGUCAUGCAAAUAACGUGGAGUGUGUAACGAUUCUACUGGCACAUCAUGCCGAUGUGAAUGUGAAAGGUGACGAGGGCUUUAGUAAGAAUAAAACGGCAUCUGAGCUGACCACGAAGCCGGAGAUUAUGGAAUUAUUCUCUCGACGAUGCGAGGAAUGUAGCAGCAAUGACACGAUAUCUCUCGUGGAUGAUGACAUUGGCAACAAAAGCAAUGUCAAAAAGAAUGAAGGGAAGUUCUGCUUAUCAGCAGCAGCUGCAUGUGAACAAGAAGGACCAAUGGCGUGCAUACACAAAAUCCAGAGUGGAAAACUAUUGUUGCAGCUUGAAGAGAAGGAUCUGCUAGUGAAUCAGCUAAAAACUACCAUUGAAACACUUGUGCAAGAAUUGCAGGAAGUCCAAAUGCUUGGGGAAGAGCGUGUGAUGCUGGAUUAUGUCCGAAAGCUGCGAGACGAGAAGAUGACUAUCCAAAGGCAGCUGGAGGACGCCGAUGACUACAUUAACGACCAACAGCAACAGUUGAACAGUUUGAAGGAGCAAAUACGGCAAAUGUCUACUGUCGGCAGUAAGUUUGAGACUGACCACGACAUUCUCUCUCAUACUAGUGACGGCACCACUAGUAGUAACGCAGGUUGCCCUCCCGAUAAUAUUGAGACGAAACUGGGCGUAUCUGGAUUGCAUCAACUUGAAAAGCACCUUGAUGAAGAGUAUACAGGGCCCACAAGGAAUUCUCAAGCAGAAGCGCUGAAGUUGGAUGCGUGGACGUCAACGGCGCAACGUAAGCAAACAACCUUUCAUCAAUACGCUCAAACGCAUGGUUCUGACACCUGGAGCGCUGUAUGGCACGAUAUCUGGACAGGAACUAGUCAGAUGACACAUGAUGAAGACGAAGAAAUCAUUAUGACGGUGUAG
Messenger RNA from Peronospora belbahrii, 1467 nucleotides. The record is from the annotation of a GenBank genome assembly. Lineage: Eukaryota; Oomycota; Peronosporomycetes; Peronosporales; Peronosporaceae.